Messenger RNA from Calliphora vicina (urban bluebottle blowfly), 1845 nucleotides. RefSeq names its product U3 small nuclear riboprotein factor 55K (gene U3-55K). The coding region runs from base 80 to 1531 and encodes 483 amino acids. Gene Ontology annotation, molecular function: protein binding; U3 snoRNA binding. The transcript has 5 exons. Gene Ontology annotation, cellular component: small-subunit processome. NCBI's taxonomy places the organism in Eukaryota, Metazoa, Arthropoda, Insecta, Diptera, Calliphoridae. The record is from RefSeq and is a predicted model, not a curated record.
UAACAUUAUUUUUUCAAAAAUUUUGUAUAAAAAGUGUAAUAAAUAAAUAUUAAAAUAUAUUUUAACUAAAUAAAAAAAGAUGUCGUCAUCAUUCUUUUUGAAAAAAGAAGCGAAAAACAGUAAAAAACGAAAGUUUCAAGUUGGACAAUCUUCAGGUGCUGGCGCCAAAGGUAAAAAUAAAGUAAAAUCCAAUGAUCCUCCCGCUAAGAAAAGACCCCAAAAAGACGAUGAAGAAAUUGCUAGUGAUGAUGAAUACGAAAGUGGUUUAGAGGGAGCACCCAAUUUAGUGUUUUCUUCCGAUGAAGCAGAGGAAGAAACUCCUCAAGAUAAAAGACUUCGUUUAGCUAAACAAUACCUGGAAGAAAUUCAAAAACAAGAAGCUGACAAAGAUGAAGAAAGAGAACUUCAUGAUCAGGUUUCACACAGACUGCAAACAGAAUAUUUAGACAGUGUUGGCAAGCUUCGCAGAAAUAUUGCGGCGUCCAUAGAAAGUUACGAUUCAGAAAAUCUUGUUAAAUUGAAACAUAAAAAGCAACAUUUGCCUAUGUGUUCUCUGGCUCUAUCCUCAGAUGGCGAAUAUUUAUUUACGGGAGCCAAAACUCAAUUCGUUUUAAAGUGGAAUUUAAAAACUAGUCGUAUUGAGGGAUCAUUCGAUGUACAGGCACACAAUGAAGAUGCAAAUGUGGACAUUAAGCGAAGAUCACACGUUAUAGCUAUGUGUCUGUCAAGUGAUUUUCGUUUCCUAGCAUUAGCUGAAGGUGGCAAAACUAUACAAAUUUGGUGCCCCAAAGAAAUGAAACAUUUGAAAACCUUUCAAGGCCAUCGAGAUGUUGUGACUUCUUUGGUGUUUCGUAAAGACUCCCAUGAACUAUAUUCCGCAUCCCGGGACAGAUCUGUUAAGAUUUGGUCAUUAGAUGAAAUGGCAUACAUAGAAACACUGUUUGGCCACCAGGCUGGUAUUACCGGUAUAGAUGCAUUAUCCCGUGAACGUGCUAUAACCUCAGGCGGUUCUGAUUGUACUCUAAGAAUUUGGAAGAUUACCGAAGAGUCUCAAUUGAUUUACAAUGGACAUCAUGGCAGCAUAGAAAAUGUUAGAUUCAUCAAUGAUGAAAACUUUAUAUCUUCGGGUGUUGAUGGAUCAUUGGGACUGUGGACAGCGUUAAAGAAAAAACCACUGUAUACUGAAAACCUAACACAUGGUGUACAAUCUAAUGGAGAACCAAAUUGGAUCACAGCUAUUGCGUGUGUUGUUAAUACUGACUUAAUAGCUUCUGGUUCAUUUGAUGGAUUUAUUCGACUAUGGCAGUGCGCGGAAAAUAACCGCAAAUUGAAAUUAGUUUUAAAAAUACCCGUAGAAGGUUUUGUGAAUAGUUUAGUUUUUAAUUCAAAUGGAACCAAACUUUAUGCCGCAGUUGGCCAAGAGCAUAAAUGGGGUCGCUGGUGGCGUCAACCUCAAGCUAAAAAUCACAUUAUUGUUAUCGAUUUAAUAAGAUCAACUACGUCAAAUGAAAACAAAGGAAAAAGUAAAUGAUAGUAAUUUUGUAGAACUUUUUUACAAAUCUACGUUUUAAAGAAAAAGCCAGAGUUUUAUUAAGCAUAAGGUUAGUGUUGCUCACCAAAGCAUAAAUAUCUGUUGUAACAAUUACUUAAAAAAUAAUAAAAGAAAAAACACUUAAUAUUCAUAAAUUGUAUGAAUAUGUGCUAGAAAAUAUUACUAUGUACAUUAUACCUAUGCUGGGUACAUAAAAUCUAAACUCUUCCAACCUCAACUGCUUUAAAACUUUAACUUUUAAAGUGUCAAGUUCGUUUCCUAUAAAAUGAAAUACCUACCUAUGUUUUAGAACC